AUUGCAAGUCAGUGAGACGGGACUGGGCUUGAGCCGGGACGAGGGGGCAGCGCUGCAUCUGGACGUCUGGAGCAGAGGGAAAGUUGCAGCUGAAGGGUGAAGUAGAGCAAGAGGAGCUGCCUACAGGACGCCGACGGAGCCGGAGACGGGGGAUCGCAGGGCAAACACAAAUAUGGCUGCUAAAUCUCUGUCCUGCCUCAGCCUUCUGUGCAUCCUCUCAGGAGUGACUGGUCCAGCGUCUGCCUCCAGGCCGGGAGAGCAGCAGCUCACUCUGUUCAAGACAUGUGUGAAGGGAAGUUUCCUCAGCCAGCAGGGCGUUUGUCUUCCAUGCAACUGCAAGGGCCAUGCUGACUCCUGUCAAGACAUCACAGGCAUCUGCAUCAAAUGCAGGAAACACAGUGCAGGGGAUUUCUGUGAGAAGUGUGAAGCUGGCUACGUUCUGAACCGGGGUCUGGAUGGGCGUCACCUCUGCAUGCCCUGCGCCUGCCCCCUCGCUACCGCCUCCAAUAACUUCGCCUUGCACUGCGAGAGAGCCGGUGCAACUCUGCGCUGCAAGUGCCGAGAAGGAUACGCCGGCCACAACUGUGAGAGGUGUGCUCCCGGUUACUAUGGCAACCCAAUGGCGGCGGGUAAUUCCUGCAAGAGGUGCGAGUGCAACGGCAACACCGACCCCAACCUGAUCAUCAACGAGUGCCACAACGUGACGGGCCACUGCCAGCACUGCUGGGGCAACACGGCCGGCGCCAACUGUGAGCGGUGUGCCCCCGGUUUCUACGGCGACGCCGUCACCGCCAAGAACUGCAGAGAGUGCCAGUGCCACAAAUGUGGCACGUCUUCGUGUGACGAGAGGACGGGAGUGUGUCACUGCCGGCCGGGAGUCACGGGCCGAUUCUGCGACCAGUGCGAGGAGGGCUACUCGGGCUUCUCCAGCUGCCAGGGCUGCCGGAGGUGUGACUGUGGGCCGGCUUCCCUCCGCUCCACCUGCCACCCCCUCACCCACAGCUGCCCCUGCCGGCCCGGGGCCGGGGGCCGGUACUGUGAGCGCUGUCUCCCCGGACACUGGGACUACAGCCCUGCCGGCUGCCAGAAGUGCGACUGUGAGAGCGGCUACUGCGACGUGCACACCGGAGAGUGUCUGGCAGAGGACGCAACAGUCAACCUGUGCAACAUCAGUUGUGAUGAGUGCAUAUGGCAGCUGAUUGGUGACUUAAAGUUGUCCAAUAAGACGCUGGACCAGCUCAGAGUUGGAGUCCUGAACAUCUCCACUGGUGCUGCUGCUAACGACAGACUCAAGUACUACAACUACACCGCUCACAAACUCCAGACGCAGUUUAAGAGCUGGAGAAACAAGACGCUUUUGAUGCUGCAUGCCAAGGAUGUGGAGGAGGCCGCGGACACGCUGGCGCUGGAAAUCACAGAGCUCACAGAAUCGGAGGACUUGGUGCAGACGGUUGGGAACCGACUGGACAGCGAGUCUCUGCAGACGCUCACCUUGGCCGAGCAGCUGAGCACAAACCUGACUGAUCUCAACGCUCACAUCGAAGAGAUGAUCCAUGACUGGGAGCUGUACAGCGUUCAGCAGGAGACGGAUCCAGAGAUGAUCAGACAGAACACUCAGAUAGCCCAGGAACUGGUCAGCCUGAUGAGGAGACUGGACCUGUCGCCACGGGAACCCGUCGCCACCGACGAGUCCACCGAGGCGCACGACUUGCUGCGGCGCGUUCGUCAGCUGGAGAAGAAGCUGAUGGUUACCGACAGCCGCCUCCCGUCUGUCAGAGAGGUUCUAUCUCGCUUCUCCACCAGGCUGUCGGAGGCUCAGGACUUCCUUCUGAAAGCAUCCAACACCGUACAGGAGACCAAGGAAAAGAACCGAGCCGGCCUCCUGAAAUUCCACAGGAACGAGGCGAGGCAGGAAGGACUGGCAGAAGACCAGUCGGCCAUCAACGUAACCCUGGAAACAAGCAGAGUUUUCAUCUCUGAAGCUGAGGGGGCGGCGGCCGAGGUGGACGCCUUGGUGCAGAAUGUGACACAGUACCACGCUGCGAUUGACGGCGCCAGCGAGAAGCUGGUAGAGAAGACGGAACGCCUCUCGCUGGCCGACAGAGAUCUGGUUCAGCGGGCCGACGAUCACGCCCAGGAGCUGGAGAGAGAGGCCAACGAGCUGGAAGAAGAUCUGAAGGAAAGCGAUGCCAACGGAUUCGUUCAGAGAGCCAUAAGUGCUGCCAACGUUUACAGCAACAUAGUGAAAUACGUGACCGACGCCAACAUCACCUCCCUCACCACCAUGAGCCUGUCCCAACGGGCUGAAGACGCCAUCACCCUGAUCAACUCACAGAUGGAGUACCUGGUGACUCAGAGCGACAACAUUUUCAAGGAGUCUGUUUCAUUACAUUCAGAGCAAGCAGAGGUAGAAAGCGAGGUGGCGGAUCAGCAAAACUACAUCAAGGAGACGCAGGAGACGAUGAGUAAGAACUCCAGAAAACUUGAAGAACUAGUGCAGGACAUCGGUGAAAUCCACACAGACAGAACGCCGCAGCGUCUGGAUUAUACUCUGGAAGUGGCUGAAGGGACUCUGAACCGCUCAGCCACCGUCUUCCAGAGCAUCACCCCCAUCAGCAGCAAGGUGGAGGAGUGGGACGCCAACAUGAGGAACAACCAAUACUCGGCAUCUGCGUACGACCAGGCUGUGGCCUCGGCCGGGGAAGCAGUGGAUAACCUGAAUGUGCUGGUUCCGGAGCUGCUGGGAAAGCUGAAGGUGGUGGAGGACAAGAAGCCGUUUAACAACGUCACCAGCAACAUCGUGAGGAUCCGGGAGCUCAUCGCCCAGGCCCGGAGCGUGGCCAGGAAAGUCCAGGUCUCCAUGAAGUUUAACGGGCAGUCGUCGGUGCAGGUUCAGCCCAUCAGCAACCUGGAGGAGCUGCAGACCGUCACCUCCAUCAGCCUGUUCAUGAGGGUGGACCCGGACAAGGACCCCAUAGAAGACCGGUUCAUCCUGUACCUGGGAGACAGAAAUGGUAAAAAAGACUACAUGGGUUUGGCCAUCAAGAACGACAACCUGGUGUUCGUCUACAAGCUCGGGGCGGAGGAUGUGGAGAUCGCUCUGAGCUCCAAGCCCGUCAGCCAGUGGCCGGCCGUCUUCAACUUCAUCAAGAUAGAAAGGCUGGGCAGACAUGGAAAGGUGUUCCUGACCAUCCCCAGCCAGAGCUCCACGGACGAACAGAAGUUCAUUCAGAAAGGAGAAGCUACAGGCACAGACUCGCUGUUCGACAUCGACGCCAAGGACACGGUGUUCUUCGUGGGCGGAGUCCCCCCGGAUAUCACGCUGCCUCCUCCGCUGAGCCUGGCUCCGUUCGUGGGCUGCAUCGAGCUGGCCUCGCUCAACAACGAGGUCAUCAGCAUCUACAACUUUAGAGAGACUCACAAGAUCAACAUGGUGACGUCACCACCCUGCCCCAGGUAUAAGCUGGCGUUCUCUCAGAGUCGCAUCGCCAGCUACCUGUUUGACGGGACAGGAUACGCUCUCAUCAGUAACAUCCAGAGGAGGGGGAAGUUCAGCAUCGUCACCAGAUUUGACAUCGCCGUGCGAACAGUCGCCAACAACGGUGUCCUGUUACUCAUGGUGAACGGGGAUCAUUUCUUCCUUUUAGAGAUAAAGAACGGUUUCCUGCGCCUAAUGUAUGACUUUGGCUUCAGCAACGGGCCGAAUCUCUUCGAUGAGAAGCUGCCGAAGCUUCAGAUAAACGACGCCAGAUACCACGAGGUGUCGGUGAUCUACCAUCAGUCCAAGAAGGUGAUCCUGCUGGUGGACAAGAGCCACGUUAAGUCCAUGGAGAACCCCAAAACCACCCUGCCCUUCUCAGACAUCUACAUAGGGGGGGCUCCCUCCAGCAUCCUCAAGUCCAGGCCGGAGCUGUUCUCUGUGGUCGGCCUGAAGGGCUGCGUGAAGGGAUUCCAGUUCCAGAAGAAGGACUUCAACCUGCUGGAGGAGCCCGGCACCAUCGGCAUCAGCAGCGGCUGCCCCGAGGAGUCCUUCAUGUCUAGAAAAGCAUAUUUCACCGGGCAGAGCUACUUGGGAUCCACAGCGAAGAUUUCUCCGUUUGACAGCUUUGAAGGGGGGCUGAACUUCCGGACCCUGCAGCCGACGGGACUCCUGUUCUACCUCAGUGAAGGGGCUGAUGAGUUCAGCAUCUCCCUGGAGAACGGUGGCGUUGUGUUGAACAACAGAGGAACGAAGGUCAAGUCUCACAAGAAACAAUACAACGACGGGAGGACACACUUCUUAGUGGCUUCAGUCAACAAGCACAAGUUCCUGCUGUUGGUGGACGACAGAGACAAGCAGGAGAAGAAGCGUCCGUCGUCGGCCCCGAGCUCCUCGUCAGAGUCUCCCGUCAAGACCUUCUACUACGGGGGGUCUCCCAGCAGCAGCUUCAAGAACUUCACCGGCUGCAUCAGCUACGCUUACGUUAACAGAGAAGACCGGGACAUUGAGCCUGAGGACUUCCAGAAGUACACUGAGAAUGUCCAGACGUCUCUGGAGGACUGUCCACUAGAACGUCCUCUUGCGGCGCUGCUUUCUAGACACAUGAACACUUCCAGAGCCAAGAAGAGCCAGUCACAGAAGGUUGCCAGAGAUAAGUCCAGCCUGCUCCGGGAGCCGGCAGAGCCCUGCUUCCUCUCCUCCAGACCCCGGGCAACGCUGCAAGCCUUCCACUACGGCAGCAUGGCCAACAGCCGGCAGCACUACACCCAGGUCCCCGACUCUCUCUCUGAGCGGUGCAACUUCUCCGUGUCUCUGAAGACACAGUCGUCCUCCGGACUCAUCUUUUACGUAUCAGACGCCCAAGAGGAAAACUUCAUGGCUCUAUUCCUGGCCCAUGGGAAACUCGUUUACACCUUCAACGUAGGAGACCAAAGAGUGAAAAUCAGGAGUGAGGAGAGAUACAACGAUGGUGCAUGGCACAAUAUUAUUUUUGUCCGUGAUGGUAAUCAUGGGCAGUUAAUUAUCGAUGGGCUUAAGAUGCCGGGAGACAGAGCUCGGAGGAAUAACGUCCCCUGGCAGAUCAGCCCCCCCGUCUUCAUCGGAGGAGUUCCCCCGGGCCGAGCCCAGAAGAACAUCCAGAGAAAUUCAGCCGUCAGCUUCACUGGCUGUCUGAGAAACCUGCAGCUGGAUGGAACCGGCCUGUCCUCCGUGGCAGAGACGUUCGGGGUGGCUCCGUGCUUCGAAGGGCUCUCUGAGGCGGGAACGUACUUCUCAGAGGAGGGAGGAUACGUGGUUCUGGAUGAAUCUUUGCAGCUGGGGCUGAAGUUCGAGCUGGUGAUGGAGGUGCGCCCUCGUGUGGCGUCGGGGGUGCUGUUACAUGUGCACGCGUCAGAGGGAUAUUUCACCCUGUACAUUCAUCAGGGCGCGGUGGUGGUUCUUGUAAACGACGGCACCCAUGAAUUCUCAACAAAGGUGUCGCCAAAGCAGGGCGUGUGUGACGGCACCUGGCACAGAAUUACAGUGAUCCGUGAGGCCAACGUGGUCCAGCUGAACGUGGACUCGGAGAUCCGGCACGUUGUGGGACCGGUGAACCCCCGCUCCACGGACGCCAGGAAGGCGGUGUUCAUCGGUGGAGCUCCGGACUCCUUCCUCCCAGACACUCUGGUCACCAGGAAGUCGUACGUGGGCUGCGUGAAGAACCUGACCAUCAACAACAGCCCGGCCAGCUUCAGCAAAGCGGCUCUGGUCAGCGGGGCGGUCAGCGUUGGGACGUGUCCAGCGGCGUGACCCGGUCCAGCGGCGUGACCCGGUCCAGCGGCGUGACCCGGUCCAGCGGCGUGACCCGGUCCAGCGGCGUGACCCGGUCCAGCGGCGUGACCCGGUCCAGCGGCGUGACCCGGUCCAGCGGCGUGACCCGGUCCAGCGGCGUGACCCGGUCCAGCGGCGUGACCCGGGUCCAGAGUCAUCAGAGUCCAGACCAGACCAGGAUCUUUGCGUUAAACCUACAAACUAAGACUAUACCUGCUCUUUUUACUCUGUCAGGUUAUUGUUUCUGUUAUCUCUUCAUUCAUUUCAUAUAUCAAGAAUAUAUACGGUGGCCGAGACCCGCCAUUACUGAAAAUAAAAGUAACGCUGCAAACAGAAACAAACGCAGCUGCAAAUAAAAGAAAUGCUGCAAAUAAAAACAAACGCUGCAAAUAAAAACAAACGCCGCUGCAAAUAAAAUAAACACUUUGCAAAUAAAAUAAACGCUGCAAAUAAAAUAAACGCCUCUCACCUGAAAUGAGCUGGGAUAGGCUCCAGCAGACCACCGUGACCCCGCAAGGGAUAAAGCGGGUAUAGAUGAUGGAUGGAUGGAAAUAAAAUAAACGCUGCAAAUAAAAACAAACGCUGCUGCAAAUGAAAUAAACGCUGCAAAUAAAAUAAACGCUGCAAAUAAAAACAAACGCUGCUGCAAAUAAAAGAAAUGCUGCAAAUAAAAACAAAAGCCGCUGCAAAUGAAAUAAACGCUUUGGAAAUAAAAUAAACGCUGCAAAUAAAAACAAACACCGCAGCAAAUAUAAAGAAACCCCGCUGCAAAUGAAAUAAACGCCGCUGCAAAUAAAAAAAAAACGGCGCAAAUAAAAAAGCCACGACGGAAGUGAAUUACCGGGACUAUUUUUGCUGAUGCACCGGUGUUUUUUACGUGAGAGGAGAAGAAGACGAAGAGACGUAAGUGAAAAGGAAGAAAUAAGAAGAGCGAGGAAUAUCUUCUUAUUUCUUCCUUUUCAUUUACGCUGGGCUUAUUUUUUUGCAGCGGGGUUUCUUUAUAUUUUCAGCGUUUCUUUUAUUUACAGCGGCGUUUCUUUUUGUUAGCAGCGUUUCUUUAAUUUGCAGCGGCGUUUGUUUCUGUUUGCAGCGUUUUUUUUUUCAGCAAUGGCGGGUCUCGGCCACCGUAAGAAUAAGACCAAAAGCUUCAAAUUGAAAUAGGUUUGAAAAUUGGAAGCAAAUAAAUGCAAAUAAAUAGGAACUAAACGUAGAGUCUAUUCCAGGAGCGGACUUUAUUCCCCUGUCCAGCGUUCUUCAUGACUAUGUAGUCUCGGUACAACUACUUGUACAAGCUCACGUUGAAAAACGUACUUUUUGUACUGAUUUAUUUCUGAAAAUAAAUAAUAUCUUAAGUAA
Cololabis saira (Pacific saury) is the source of this 7144-nucleotide messenger RNA. RefSeq names its product laminin subunit alpha-4-like. Gene Ontology annotation, molecular function: signaling receptor binding. NCBI's taxonomy places the organism in Eukaryota, Metazoa, Chordata, Actinopteri, Beloniformes, Belonidae. The coding region runs from base 173 to 5767 and encodes 1864 amino acids. The transcript is spliced from 40 exons. Gene Ontology annotation, biological process: cell adhesion; regulation of cell adhesion; regulation of embryonic development. The record is from RefSeq and is a predicted model, not a curated record.